AUGAAGCUGCCUUUCACCACUUUGGACGUCUUCACCACGACGCCCUUCAGCGGCAAUUCUCUUGCCGUUGUUCGAGUGCCUGCGUCCUAUCGCAACACCCUCACGGAGGAGAAAAAGCAGAAGAUUGCGACCGAGUUCAAUUUGUCUGAAAUCACGUUCUUGCAUGAGUCGUCCGAGAACGAUGAUGGCACAGUCGCCGACUACGACAUCUUCACGGCGCGCUCGCGCAUGACCUUCGCCGGCCACCCCACCAUCGGCACCGCCAUCUUCGUCUCCACGACCGGCGCCCCGCUCUUCCCCCACACGCACUCCCUGCGCACCCUCGCCGGCACCAUCCCGCUCGACUACAACGCCUCCACCCGCACCGCCUCGGUGCGCCUCCCCCACGCCGUCUACGAACACUCUUUCCGCCCCCCUCACCCCCUGCCUCCUCCCCCGUCUUCCCCUUCUCCCACUAAUGAUGCCUUUUCUUCUUCUUCCGUCCCCAUCGUCUCCAUCGUCCGCGGCAUGGCCUUCUGCCUCGUCCCGCUCCCGACACUCAACGCGCUGGGCAGCAUGUCCGCCGGCCUCGUCCCCGUCGCCGACGCGUACGCCGGCAAGUGGCUCGACGCCGGCAGCGGGUGGGACGGCGGGUUCACGGGGUCGUUUUUCUACGUCGACCUCGGGCUCGAUCCAGAAGCCGAUCAGCGGCGCCUGCUGCGCACGCGGUCGAUCGGGACGAGGGAGGAUCCGGGGACGGGCAGCGCGAGCGCGGCGCUGUGCUGCUAUUUGGCGCUGAAGGAGGCGAAGGAGAAGGGUGCGGGGCCGUUUGAGUUUCAUCUCGUUCAGGGGGUGGAGAUGGGGAGGAGGUGCGAUAUUUUUGUCAAGGUGGUGAGGACGGAGGAUGGGGCGGCGGUGAGUGAGGUCGUGUUGACGGGGAGUGCGGUGGAGGUCAUGGAGGGGUUUGUUCGUGUGGAGUGA
Lasiodiplodia theobromae is the source of this 960-nucleotide messenger RNA. RefSeq names its product Phenazine biosynthesis protein. Bases 1 to 960 code for a protein of 319 amino acids. NCBI's taxonomy places the organism in Eukaryota, Fungi, Ascomycota, Dothideomycetes, Botryosphaeriales, Botryosphaeriaceae. The transcript is spliced from 2 exons. Gene Ontology annotation, cellular component: cytoplasm. The record is from RefSeq and is a predicted model, not a curated record. Gene Ontology annotation, molecular function: isomerase activity. Gene Ontology annotation, biological process: biosynthetic process.